AGCGAACGCAGAAGUUGCUCCGCUUUUUUGUCUUUUGCAAGCAGUCCAACUAACCGCCGAGAAAUCUCGACCGAAGAGCGGCAAACAAAACGCGGGAAGAGAGGAGCACCCCGAUCGUCGGAAGGCGUCUCCCCUCACCCCCUUCUCGGGCCCAACGGGUGGUCUCCCCUCCGCCUACCGCUCGCCCCAGGCUCCCUCCUUCCUGCGGGCUUUGCAAGCCAAAGGACGGCCGGGGCCGCUGGAGAUCAUCAUCAUCGGCAGCAGCAACAGCAUAGGCGGCGGCGGCGGCGGUUCCAUGGAUCGGCUGGGCCGGAUGGCGCUGCUCUGCGCUCUGCUGUUUCUUUUCCCGCCGCCGAGUCCGGCUCAAGAGGAGCCGUCGUGCGGGGCCGCUUUCGACCUCUACUUCGUGCUGGACAAAUCAGGGAGCGUAACCACACACUGGUCAGAAAUUGUUGAAUUUGUGAAGCAGCUGACAGAAAGAUUUGUGAGCCCUCGGAUGAGAAUAUCCUUCAUCGUGUUUUCCAUGCAAGCAACUGUGAUUCUGUCACUAACCGAAGAUAGGCAAAAAAUUCAGAAAGGCAUUGAAGAUUUACAGAACGUUAAGCCAGGAGGUGAAACAUAUAUGCACGAAGGAUUACAAAAAGCAAAUGAUCAGAUUGCAAAAGCAAAAGGGUCCAGUAGUGUAAUCAUUGCCUUGACAGAUGGAAAGCUGGAAGGCUUGAUCCCACUGUAUGCGGAAAAAGAGGCAGAAAAUGCCAGGUCCAUGGGAGCUAGAGUUUACUGCGUUGGAGUCCUCAAUUUUAAUCAAGACCAGCUCGAAAGCAUUGCUGAUUCAAAGGAUCAAGUCUUCCCAGUAAGAGAAGGUUUUCAAGCCCUCCGAGGGAUAAUUAAUUCGAUACUGAAGCAAUCGUGCACGGAAAUCUUAAAUCUGGAACCCUCAAGCGUUUGUGUAGGAGAGGAGUUCCAAGUCGUUCUAAGCGGAACAGGAUUCACCUUGGGGAGGACACCCGAGAGUGUGGUCUGCAGUUAUAUGGUAAAUGGAACAACCAUGAAUGUAAAACCAGAAAAAGUGGAAUCUAAUUUCAUGCUCUGUCCGGCACCCGUUCUCCAUGAGGUUGGACAAACAAUGGACGUGUUUGUCAGUUUGAACCAAGGGCAGUCGCUCAUUUCCAGCUCUUUAACCAUUACCGCAACAGAAUGUACCAAUGGCAUUGUGGCACUGAUCAUUAUCCUCAUUUUGUUACUGUUGCUGGGGAUUGCUGCUCUAUGGUGGUUUUGGCCCCUAUGUUGCAAAGUGGUUAUUAAGGAUCCUCCUCGACCCCAGCCUUCCGUUCCAAUACAGGAGGAAGAAGAUCCUUUGCCUUCCAAAAAAUGGCCGACAGUGGAUGCUUCCUACUAUGGUGGACGAGGAGUUGGUGGGAUUAAAAGAAUGGAGGUUCGUUGGGGUGACAAAGGGUCAACUGAGGAAGGAGCCCGGCUAGAGAAAGCGAAAAACGCAGUGGUGAAACUGCCCGAGGAAGGAGAUGAGCCAAUUCUAAAUAGACCACCAAAACCAAAGCCUACCUCACUGCCUUCCCAGGAAAAAUGGUACACGCCUAUUAAGGGUCGACUGGAUGCCCUUUGGGCUUUGCUAAGGCGGCAGUACGACAGAGUGUCUUUGAUGCGACCGCAGCAAGGAGACGAGGGCCGUUGCGUAAACUUUACCAGAGUGCAGUCUCAGUAAAACAAGGAGAGGGGAGAAAAAACAAAAAGAAAAGCCAUCAUUUUUUUCAUUAUUAUUAUUAUAAUAACCAAAUGAAGACAUUGAGUGAAGCACUUCUAAAGAGAUCCUCAGAACGACUCUUAGCUCCGAGCUUGGAAGUUUAUUCCAUUUGGCUCUCCCAAAGUCAUCCACUGCCACCUUAAGCUCUUCCAUCUGCCAUUAUCUUUCAGCUUAUUGCUUCCUACAGUAUUCCUUACAGUAUUAUACACUCUGCAAGUGGCCACAGGAAGAAUGUUGGCGUUGUGUGUCUAGUUUUCCACAGCACAGGAAACCACGAACAAGUGCCUGAAUCAGGUUUGCCUUUUCUGAUGUUAGCACUCAAGACUUGAUGGGCCUCUUCCCUGAGGUGCUCUUGUCUUAGGGCCAUGAAGACGGAACUUAAUAUUUAAAUAUGAAUGUAUUUACCCCAGGGAAGAGAGCAAAAUUCCCACCGGGCUGGAAAAGAAAAAACAAACAAACCACAUCACAGAAGGGAGUUCAUUGCCCUACAGCGGUGUCAUCUCAUGGAAAUCUUUGGAGUCUCGGUCCACGUUCCCCCCGCUCUCCCACCCGGUUAGAUUGUGCCUUACGGGAAAGCUCUGACUUUAAAAUCUUGUCACUUUGACGCUGCGCAGUACACAUGUACGACCAAACGCAGUCGUGGUGCCUGCGAGGUAUUGGUGGCGAGCGAAACUUUUGCCCUCUAGUUUCCGAAGACACCUUUCUUGUACAUGAUGCACCCGGGACUAGAAGAAAAAUUAAUAGAGCGUUAUUCUCCAGGAAGACCGCCUGGAACCAAAGAUCUUGAGUGGAAAUCGAGGGCGCUCAGGCGUCGAGGGUUGUGCACUGCGCCUAAUUGUGUAUCUUCCCCUUUUCUGCACUCGGUGCUCAGUAGCGCAUAAAAACAUUGUCCUUUGUAAACAUA
Messenger RNA from Ahaetulla prasina, 2666 nucleotides. RefSeq names its product ANTXR cell adhesion molecule 2 (gene ANTXR2). The coding region runs from base 296 to 1723 and encodes 475 amino acids. The transcript has 17 exons. Gene Ontology annotation, cellular component: membrane. The record is from RefSeq and is a predicted model, not a curated record. Gene Ontology annotation, molecular function: signaling receptor activity. Lineage: Eukaryota; Metazoa; Chordata; Lepidosauria; Squamata; Colubridae.